AUGGCCCACGUUCUUCUGGGGCUGCUUGAUGACCACACAGCUGUGCUCUCCUCUCUGCUGCAGAAUGUGCACAGGACGCUGAUGCCGUGGCGGCAGUGCGCGCAGUGGCUCAUCCACUGCAAGGUGCUGCCCGCCAACCACCGGGUGACCUGGGACUCGGCGCAGGUGUUCGACCUGGCGCAGACCCUCCGCGAUGGAGUCCUCCUGUGCCAGCUGCUCAACAACCUCCGGGCGCGCUCCAUCAACCUGAAGGAGAUCAACCUGAGGCCGCAGAUGUCCCAGUUUCUCUGUCUGAAGAAUAUACGGACCUUCCUCUUGGCCUGUUGCGAGACGUUUGGCAUGAGAAAGAGUGAACUCUUCGAGGCCUUUGACCUGUUUGAUGUCCGGGACUUUGGAAAGGUGAUAGAAACCUUGUCGCGACUUUCCCGGACCCCGAUAGCGUUGGCCACGGGAAUCAGGCCCUUCCCAACAGAAGAGAGCGUGACCGAUGAAGACAUCUACAAGGCCCUGCCCGACUUGAUAGAUGAGACCCACGUGGAGGAUGCCGAGGGCCUGUACGACUGCGUUUACGGCGAGGACGAAGGUGGCGAGGUCUAUGAGGACCUGAUGAAAGCCGAGGAAGCCCAUCCGCCCAAAUGUCCAGAAAAUGACAUACGAUAUUGCUGCCUAGCAGAAAUUAAGCAGACAGAAGAAAAAUAUACAGAAACACUGGAAUCAAUAGAGAAAUACUUCAUGGCGCCACUGAAACGGUUCCUGACAGCAGCAGAGUUUGACUCAGUCUUCGUCAACAUUCCUGAGCUUGUAAAAGUUCAUCGGAACCUCAUGCAAGAAAUUCACGAUUCCAUUGUAAAUAAGAAUGACCAGAACUUGUAUCAGAUUUUCAUCAACUACAAGGAAAGGUUGGUUAUUUACGGGCAGUACUGCAGCGCCGUGGAGUCCGCCAUCUCCAGUUUAGACUACAUCUCCAAGACUAAAGAAGACGUCAAGCUGAAAUUAGAGGAAUGUUCCAAGCGCGCCAACAACGGGAAGUUCACCCUCCGAGACCUGCUUGUGGUCCCGAUGCAGCGCGUUCUGAAGUAUCAUCUCCUGCUCCAGGAGCUGGUCAAGCAUACGACGGACCCCCUGGAGAAGGCGAACCUGAGACUGGCCCUUGACGCGAUGAAGGACUUGGCGCAGUAUGUGAACGAAGUGAAGAGAGAUAACGAGACCCUGCGUGAAAUUAAACAGUUUCAGCUCUCUAUAGAAAACCUGAACCAACCAGUUCUGCUCUUUGGACGGCCUCAGGGAGAUGGUGAAAUUCGAAUGACCACUUUGGACAAGCACACGAAACAAGAAAGGCACAUCUUCCUAUUUGACUUGGCAGUGAUCGUAUGCAAAAGGAAAGGCGAUAACUAUGAAAUGAAGGAGAUAAUAGAUCUUCAGCAGUACAAAAUCGCCAACAAUCCUACAACUGAUAAAGAAAAUAAAAAGUGGUCUUAUGGCUUCUACCUCAUCCAUACCCAAGGACACAAUGGGUUAGAAUUUUAUUGCAAAACAAAAGACUUAAAGAAGAAAUGGCUGGAGCAGUUUGAAAUGGCUUUGUCUAACAUAAGGCCUGACUAUGCUGACUCCAAUUUCCAUGAGUUUAAGAUGCACACCUUCAGCCGGGUGACCUCCUGCAAGGCCUGCCAGAUGCUCCUCAGGGGAACGUUUUACCAAGGCUAUUUAUGUUUCAAGUGUGGUGCUAGGGCACACAAAGAAUGUCUGGGAAGAGUCGACAACUGCGGCGUCACUUCUGCCGAGCCGGGGAUGCUCAAAGCACUGGAGAAACGGACCAAUGGGCUGCGAAGGACCCCCAGGCCGGUGGAUCCAGGUGUGUCUCUGGCCCUGCGUCGUGGUUAUGACUUAGUGGCUUUUGACGUUAGCCUGGAGUUGUGUGUGCGUCUGGAGUUGGUUGUCUUUGGUAUCUUCGCCUCUUUCUCUCGCAAGUCGCACCGCCGUGUUAGCGUUAACCCUGCUCGAUGA
This is a messenger RNA of Miniopterus natalensis, 2004 nucleotides long. NCBI's taxonomy places the organism in Eukaryota, Metazoa, Chordata, Mammalia, Chiroptera, Miniopteridae. The record is from RefSeq and is a predicted model, not a curated record.